AUGCGUUUCACAACCAUCGUUACGGUCUCGUCCUUUGCCCUUAUGGGCAGCGCCGCUCCGGCCAAAGCCCCGGCCACGUCCUCGUCGGCCAGGCUGCCCCUCCCUAGCAGCGCGCCCAAGCUAAACGAGCUGAACAAAUCCGUUUCCCCAUCCGGUGUCGCCAAGUUGCCUGGUCCUUCUGGUCUACCUACUGUCGACUUCGAGGGCGGCGCGCCACUAAGGGUCCGCAAGCCGGACGACUUGUUCGACGGCAUUCUCGACUACGGCAAGGGCGCGCUACAGAAGGAGAAGUCAAAGGAUGACAAGAAGGAUGACAAGAAGAAGGAAGAUGACAAGAAGGAGGAGAAGCCCAAGAAGGAGGAGAAGCCCAAGGAAAACGACGAGGGUGACGACGAUGACAACGACGACAAGUCUCCCCAGGGCGGCGAAUCCGGCAAUGGCGGUGAAUCCCAGGAGGGAGGUGCAGGCGGCGAGUCCAACGCCGGUGGCGAGGGCCCUCAGGGUGGCGAAGGUCCUCAGGGUGGUGAAGGUCCUCAGGGCGGCGAGGGUCCUCAGGGCGGCGAAGGUCCUCAGGGCGGCGAGACUCCUUCUGGAGGCGAGGCUACCCAAGAGGGUGGAGAGGCCCCUCAGGAGGGAGGCGAGGCCCAAGAGGGUGCUCAGACUCCCUCUGGCGGUAGCCAGACCCCUUCUAACGGUGAGGCUCCCCAGCAGGGCGGUCAGUCCCAAGAGCACGGUUCCCAUUACAAGCGUCAAGCCGAGGAGUCUUCCAAGGGCCACAAGGGUGGCCACAAGGGCAACGACCAUGGCUUCGACUACAAGAUCUUCAACAAGCGCCAGAACCACGAGUCUUCCGAGGGUGGUGAGCACAAGGGCAAGGGCAACGACCAUGGCUUCGACUACAAGAUCUUCAACAAGCGCCAGAACCACGAGUCUUCCAAGGGCGGCAAGCACGACGACGGCUUCGACUAUAAGAUCUUCAACAAGCGCCAGCUCGAGGGCAUCACUGACAUUGUCAACCCCAAGAAGGAGGAUUCCAAGAAAGAUGAGUCUAAGAAGGAGGACUCCAAGAACGAGAGCCAGUCAGAGAAUGCCGACCAAGAUAACUCCACUAAAGAGAAGAGCCAAGCUACCGAGAUCAAGGGAGCAACACUCAACUUUUGCAAUAAGACAAGCGGUCACGGUGGUUGCGAAAAGGUUUGCGGUCUUGCCCAGGCUGAAGGCUUUUGCGAGCAGAACCAGAAGACUGGUAAGUGGGGCUGUGAGUGCAGGGGUGGAAUGAGCGAGGAGUCUGGCGACAACGACAACAAGGACAACAAAGACAAGGAUAACCAGGACGGCAACAACGACAAUGAGGACGACGAGUGA
This is a messenger RNA of Bipolaris zeicola 26-R-13, 1365 nucleotides long. RefSeq lists its product as uncharacterized. Lineage: Eukaryota; Fungi; Ascomycota; Dothideomycetes; Pleosporales; Pleosporaceae. The record is from RefSeq and is a predicted model, not a curated record. The transcript has 4 exons. Bases 1 to 1365 code for a protein of 454 amino acids.